Molecule: messenger RNA, 28231 nt
Organism: Rhopilema esculentum
Lineage: Eukaryota; Metazoa; Cnidaria; Scyphozoa; Rhizostomeae; Rhizostomatidae
Source: RefSeq, a predicted model, not a curated record
AGGCAAGUCUUGCAAGGUUUAACACCCUUUCAUGCCCGAAUUAUGUUCCAAUGAUGCAAAAAGAUCUUAGCAAACUGAUUCUAGCUUAAAAAUAGUUUAGAAUUUGAUCUCUAUUGCAAUUUUUCAUAUUCCACAUUAUUUGGGGUAAAAUUGGGGGCUGGGCCAUAUGGUCCUUCUGGGAAUUCAAGGUUAAUUUGACAGUUUCUUCCUUCCUAGCUUUAUAUCUGUAAUCACCACCUACAAAUCAUUUUGCCAAAUAGAAUAGCUGCAUAAAAGAAACUAAUGUCAAGUUCAGUCUACUGCAUUCCUGGGGGAGUUGAAUGUAUGGGUGGGGCUGGGUGUGGCAAACUAAUUUGCGUCAAAACUUGGAAAUAUACCGAAUGCCAGAAGCAAUAGAAACCAAAUAUAAUGUGAUCUCACAAGAGUCAAGUAAUUGAACUACAUGAGCAUUACUGUAAAAAGCUAACUCAAUAUGUAUAAGGGUAUAGAAGAGCCCAACUUCAAUUAUUGCUGCUCUGUUUUGGGCUCCUGUUGAACUACUAAGCUAAAUUAAUUACAAUUGGAUAAUAGAGCUGCAAGAAUAGUGACAAAUAGCCCAAAAGUGUUACCCUGUAUAAAUAAAUAAAUGAAUAAAUAAAUAAAUAAAUAAAUAAACAUCAUACACUUUAAUUGUUGAAAAUUUGCUAGCAUGCUUUAAGUUAUUGUUUUUUAAUUUGUGUCUUUGUAACAAUUUCUUGUAGCUGUGAUACAAAGUCAAACCCUACAUUUGGUGCACCCAAUCCUUGUUUUAUCUCUACAUUUUGAGCACCUUGGUCUGCCUGGUCUAUGUUCAGGCCAAUGUUGGAAUCCAUCAUGGCGAACAUCAUCUUGGGGGAAUCUUGUGGGGAGUCUUCUUGGCCUUUUUGCAAUGUCAUCCUCUGUUGGCUCGAGGCUUGUUCUGCCUCUUCCUCUUUUUGGCAAAAAACUCCUUAUCAACAAGGUGGCCACCUGUACUGUGAAGUGGAGCAGAUCUGUUUGCUCUGCUCGGGGUAUGCCACCCUGUCCACUGAAGGCGCUGGUAAAGGCACCAAGCAUUUAUCAGGCUUGUUCCCAGGAUCCAGAAAAAGAUCCGCAUAUAGCCCUUUUUACACCUAUGGUGAAGUCGAUACAGUGCUUGAAACAUAUCAAACAGAUCGACUCCACCUAUUCCUUCAUUAUAAAUUUGCACAAUUGCAGGCCUUUCAACAUCAACAUACUUCCUUUCCUUGGUACUCCAUCUUCUGACAGCUUCAACUGGUGCUGUGAAAGCAUAAUUGGAGCCAAGCUGCACCAUUUUGUUGUCAUACCACCUCACCACAGUCAGUCCAGAAUUGAGGUCAACUGCACCAUCAAAAGAUCCUCUGCCUUCCUUCUUCAAUUCAUUUUCUGUUUUCAAGGCGCAUCCCUUGAUGUGAUUUUGACGCAGGGUGCCUACAGCAAACAUGCCACAUUCCUUCAACCUUGAAAGUAAAAGAAGGUGGGUGAAAUAGUUGUCAAAGAACACCUUGUAAUUUUGAUGCUUUGGCAAACUUGAACACAUUCUCGGAACUAUAUUAGCUAUUCACUAGACAUAUAUAAAAAGGCCUAGUUGGCUAGUGGAGCAAUUGCUGUUCUAUAGUAGGAUGGGAGUACCUUUGAUGUACACAACAAAUCUGAUAUCUUUAGUAUGCCAACAUCAUUAACAAGCCCUUAAAUACAUCAUAAAUAAUUUUUAUAUAUUCAAAAAGUGUUUAGGCAUCAAAGAUAUUAAAUACAGAAAUGAUAAGACAUUAACAAUUUUCUGUACUCUAGAACGAGGAAUGGUUGCCUUUUGUAUGUUUAUAAUUACCAGCUGAAACAUGAACCAGAAGUCAUGAUCUUGAUUUCAAAAAAGAUACCACUGCAUAUAGUGGAGAAACGUCACCUAAUUUGACUUUGGAGCACGUGUAGCGGCAAUCACUUGGCAAAUUUUCUGCUCAACUAGACAUCAAAUGAGUGACAUUAGAGUAACGCCCUAUUUCAAGUGAGGGAAGAGACACAACCAGGCAUUUGAAGCGUAAAAGAAUUAUGACGUGUUUGGCAAAGUUUUCAAACUGUUAAGUUGAUAUUUUAAGAUAAAUGUCUAGGCCUAGUGCCAAUAGUAGAAGAUCAGCCAAGCAAAAUCACUUGACAAUUGGUGAAUAGAGUUCACAGCAUCUCUACCCUGUGUCAGGAUCGACAGUUGGUGAACGACGCUUUGUUCUAAAGGGGAAAACUACCUCCUGUUCCAGUCAAGAGAAGUUGCAAUAGCGCUGCUUUUGCAAAAGGUCUACUGCAGUUCAAGCAAGAUGAGCAAUAAUUGGUAAAAUAUUUAUGAUUUUUACCAAAACGAAUAUUUUUAUGUAGAAAACUGGGUCAGUAUUGAAAGUCUCUUAAAUUAUCAAAUUGCGUAGUCCAGACUUCUCUCUGUAGUCUCAAUUUCAAAUUAAUGGCCGAUCAUAUGGUAUAAGAAAUAAAACAUGUGGGGAAUCAUCUGAUUCUCUCCUCUAAAUUAUUAACUUUUCUUUGUUUUGAGGGUUUCCUUAAAGGUGGAACAGGCAUGCUUUAGACACAAACUUUUUCUAAUGUAGUUUUGGGUGUAGAUUACGAAUUUAAAUGUGGAUCAAGUGUUUGAGGAGGCGUUUAUGUCAAGUACUGUUUGCUUAUGUGGUGAUUACAAUGUCAGUUAAAACAGAAUAUCAUUUAAAAGUAGCUUUAUAGUAGUGAAUUUGGUCAUUAAAAAACCUUUCUUGUGGGGCCUGUGAACUUUAAACAUUUUAUCUUAUGGGAAGAAAAACCUACAGAAUUUGCAUUUUCAAACAUUAUUAGGGGGAAAUGUGACCAAAAUGUAUUUUCAAUGAUAUAGAACUAAAGGGGCCCCAAACUCUUCAUGUUACUCUACCAAUAAGUGCUAAGGGAGGAAGUCAGCCUUGCUCAACAGCAAAAUUAGCCAAGUUACUUAUCAUUGGUGUCAAACCUGAAUUUAUUUGCAUGUACACUCUGAUCUACCUAAAAACAUUGUUGAAUUCCUUGUAGAUAUAAAUGCACUAAAUUACUGGAGCGACUUUCGCACAGACAUGAACUGUGUAUUGCAGGGCUCUAGGAAAAAAUAAUUUCUCUUUGAGUUUUCAGAAGGCAAAGCUUUUAAUGCUGAUAAGAGCAAUAGCACGCAUGUUGCUACAAGAUACCUUUAUGUUCACAAAACAAACAGCGAUUUCCACAAGGUGAUUGUAAGCGUCAAGCACUUCCUACCAUUCUUUUAUGUCCAAUGCUACUUUAACGAUGGUGAGCACCAGAAAGAGUUCGAUUUUCGAUUUAUGUUGACAAACAUAGUGAUUUCCAUAUGGUAAUUGUCAGGGUCAAGCAUUUGGAAUCUCGUAAAAUUAUACCAAUCUUUUAUGUCCAAUACUACUUUGAUACUUUGAUAUAACAAUACUUUGAUGAUGGUGAGCAUAAGAUAGAAUUCGAUUUUUAACAUUCUGGAAAGGGCUUCAAGAAAAACAUAAGGAAAAAGAGUUCGCUGUUAGGGUUGAGAUGAAGUAAUUGGCUCCAGAAGUACUGAAGGGAAAAGCUAUUUUUGAUAGGCUUUCUAAAAGUGCUGAUGGAUUUGAAAAUGCAAGAUCGUGUCCAGAUUUCCUUAAUUCUACUUAACAGAUAUACAACAUAGUGAGAAAAGAGGUGGCUGUAAAGAAUGAGGAAGUAUAGAUAAGGAAGUAGAACUAAUAGAGUUGUACAACGAGACCUGCUAAUAGUCAAAUGCAUUUGUAAGAGAAGUUAGAACAGCUUGAAAGUUAAAUGCUCUAUUAGCAAAUAAUCGACAACUGAAUGACAUAUGCAUAUUUACCAUCUUUAACUAUUGUUGAAGUGUCUUGGGAAUCUACCCAACUUCCAACAUCUCGAUUACAAUGUUACAGUAGUAAAAAACUACACCCAUUUGCUAUACAGGGAGGGAGCCAACAUAUUUCCUGUGUUGACUGGUCCCAUUCAGAUUAACUCACACAAGACAUACGAGUCAUACUUUAGCCUACCAAAUAUGAUGGUGAGUCUUCACCCAAACCUUGCUGCAAUGAAGACAUUCAGAUGGAAGAUGAAGCAAAUUUCUAUAAAGCACUGAGUGCUUGCUUUUAAAAGGUGAACCACUUCUUUGCUGGAUUCAUGUACAAGUUAAAAUAAAGAAGAAGCUUUUACAACAAGGUGCUGAGGAUAGCAAUACUUAUAUUUAGGAAACUUUUAUUUCAAUGAAAAACAUUACUGCUAUUUUGUUGAUAGUAAGAUUCAUAAAGUUAAAGUAUCUUAAACUACUUCUUUGAAAGUCCUUAACUUGCCGUAAAGGAAUUGUGGCUAUUAAACUUUUUUUAUAAUUUUUAAACAACGCUUUUUAUCAACUUCUUUAAACAUACGUUGUUUUGUUUGGUAGCCUAAUAAAGAGGUUCAAUUCAUUUAUUCUGCCAUACAAAUUCACAGAAAGUGAACAGCGCAAAAAAAAUCUGCUUCUGCUUCUUGUAUUUCACUGCCUAAACUUAUCCUUACUGGAGUUCGAGUUUCAACAAGAAAUCAAAAAAGACAUUGUCCAUUGACCACCUGACAGCAAUUUGUAUAUGGUUACCAACAAACGGCAAUCAUCACAGCCUCACAUGGUAACAGAUGACAAAAACAGAAAUAAGACAAUUUGUCAAUUUGCUCUUUUCCCGAUGCACUAACUGUUUUAUUUUAUCUAAAAGGAAGCUACUUGCAGAAAGAUGUAGUGGUUUUUCUAGAGUAGAAACAUUUUAGUGAAUAGUAAACCUUCUGAAACUUUUUUAAAAUCCAGAUCAGGAUUUUAAAUUUUCCACAAUGUUUCAGUCUCAAAUGAUAAACAUACUGCCAAUGCAAAAAGAGGCUUUAACCGCCUCCCCCAAUAUUUCUAACAUGUUCUUAAAACUAUAAAAUCACCCUUUCUUUGGUUAUGAGCAUGUUUAAACCCCCUCCAAAUAACGUUUUAGCCCCUUCAAUCUUUAAUAGGUUGUGCAGUCCUUGUGAAACAUACCAAAGGGAGUGCAGCCAUUACUGCCUCUAGAACAUUGGAAAGUUCUAAUAUCUUGCUAUUAAUUUUAAAAAUUUAAAAUGAAAACCAUUAUAUGUAUGCUUAUAUAUUAUCAAACAGGGACAUUAUUAAAUGAUAUUUCCAAAUUUAAAGUUCAAUUUUAUGAUUAUGUUUAUUUAACCUCUGGUUUUACUAUGAAACUAAAUAUACCAUUAUGACAUUUGCUAUAUUUAAAUAAUUAACAUUUAGCAAUACACCCUAUACUUCAGGUUACAAGGCAAGAAACCACCAAACCAUUCUUUCCAAACAUCUGAGCCAGAAUGCAGUCAACUCCAGGAGCCACAACAUAGGAAUUACAAUCGUUUGCCGACAAUACAGUGAUGUUUCAAAUAUGAUCGUGGCAAUAAUUGUGCCAAGUCUCCAAGGAACCUGAACCAUGAAUUUAAAAAAAGAGCAAACAGAAAUUAAAAAGCUUGGCAAACGGUGGCCAAAUAAAGUCUAGGCAACUGGCAGCAAAUCCAUUGUCUUUGAAGUCUGUUGUCAAGGAGCUCAGGAAAAGGAAUUUCAUCUCUGAAAACUGGGAAAACAACUGCAGCAGACUCUAUCUACUGUUGCAUUGAUGAAGAGAAUUCCUUUCGGAAAAAACAGGAGAUGAUGCAAAUAUCCAGCCAAAUUGCAAUCAUUUGAUUUGACUUUGCAAUUCUAUUCUAGUAAGGCUUACGAGUUGGGUAGGUUUCUUUUGCUUUAACCUUGCCCUCCCACACCAAGCAUAAAAUCCGCAGAUGGUACAGCAAAAUUCCUGUACAGGCUGAAGAAGCAGCUGUUGAGGGCAAUAGGGUAGUAAUUGCUUUAAUGCUGGAUGAAAUGUCAAGUAGGGAGCAGGUUACAUGGAAUGGUAAAAAUUACUCAUGUGCUGGUGCUGGAAUGCACUGCUCCUUUAUGGCAAAAGUUACAUUGCUUUUGAUGGGCCUUGGAAGGUUUAUUUUGCUUUUUUGUUGUUGGUUGGCUAAGUGACAUGAAUGUGCUAACCUUGUUAAAAGCAUUUGACAUGCAUUAGUACAGCAAAUCCAAAAAUAACUCGAUCAGAGCACAGGCAUUUGAAAGGAAUUUUAAACUACUCAAGUGAAACACUCCAGGGUCUUGCCGAUUUGCAGAACUGGAUAAAAUAUUCACAUGUUUUUCUCUGUGGGCAAUUCAAUUGGUCAACUGCUGGGGGUCAAGUGGCUGUAAGUCACUUUUACCUUUGUCGAAUGCCUUUAAUGUAUGUAUCCAGAGAUUGUGGGAUACUGGUGCUCAUAUUUAUCUCUGUAACAUUUGAUUGUCAAUGCUGCUAUUUUGAAAUGACUACAGAGCUUGGUGCCAGUUUUGAUCCUGGAUCUUUGCGACCAAGUUUCCCUCAUCCCUAAGAAAUACAACAGGUAAGCAUAUAUUUGAGACACAAAGGGAAACUGGCUUUAUAGGAUUUCUAGUUGCAAUCAGAAGAACAUGAAAGUGUUCAAAACACUGGUUGAAGAUGCAGCUGCACCAUUAAUAUUCCUUCUGAUGUAAAAGUUCAGCCAAGAUCAUUCAGAGGAAAAUCAUAUGCGAUUCGUGACAACAGCUUCCAAUCACAAAUGUGGCACUGAUAAACAAAUAUGAUCUUUCUGAAUGACCUGCUUUCCAACCAGACCACUACUAAACUGACACACCAAAUAUGUCUUGUUUUCAGAAGAAAAAGAGACAGUAAUUUCAUACACAGCUGGUUUUAUUAUCAAGAUGGUUCAGAAAUUGAAUGCUUCCAAGACAUGCUGUGAUAUAAUUGGUUCUAUCUCUGGAAACCCAUCAAAUAAUUUCAUGAAAACUGAAAGACAGGGAUGGUCUCUUUAAACCUUUAGCCAGCACAAUUUGAAUAUGCAAUGAAAGAGAGCGCUGUUUUAAAAAAAUGCUUGCUACAACAAAAGGGAACCUUCCAGUUCAAAAAGGAAUUUAUGAUGCCAUUGAUUGGUCUGUUCUGUAAAACCUUUAUAUUUUAAAAGAUUUCAGGAAAUUAGACGACCACAUGCUUAAAUGCUCAGUUAAAGAUAAUCAUGUCUUUGCAUUAAUUUCAGUGUUAAGUACAAACUUUCAUUUUUUGAGAUGUUUUAGACUUGUUUACAUUUAAAUAGUUGUUCAUCAUUAGACUUGUUUACGAUUUUUGCCUUUGUUUUCGAGUUGUUUGCAUCUUUUGUUUUGUUUUAUAAAUGCCCCUGUAGACUCAACUGCCUGUGGAGUCGUGAGAUAUUAACUCCAUUGUUGUUAAAAGCUUCUUAUAGUAGAAUCGUUUAUACCUUUGAGAGUAAAUUUUAUGUAUAAAUAUGCGAGUAGUUUUUGGUAGAGGCUAUGUUAAUUUCUUAGCUUUAUUAACUUCUAUCUUUGUUGAUUAUUAUAUUAUUGAUUAAUUCUAGUUAAUUGAUUGUUUCAAAAGAAAAGCUAUUGAAAGAAAGCCUCAAAACAAAGUGAAAGAAAGAAAGUGCAUAUAGAUUUGAAACUAUUGAUGAUGCGAAAGAUAGAAAACAAGAAAUUGCAUUUUCGGUAGACUGCAAUAUUCCCCAAUGUUAUGAAUGGUGGAUUGACUCUGGUGCUUCACAGCAUAUGACACAAGAAAAGAAAGGACUUUGUGAUUAUAUUAUCUUUAAAGAGCCACUAAAAGUAAAACUGGCUGAUAACAGAAUUUUGCUUGCCUAUGGGAAAGGAAGUCUUCAUGCACAGUCUACGAUGGCACAGAAAAGGUGGAUGUGGUUCUGAAGGAUGUUUUGUAUGUACAAAAGGUACAAAAUAAAUUGCUUUCAUUGCCAUCAAUGACAGAAAGAGGGGCUGAAGUUCAGUUUAAAGGACCGUUCUGUAAAAGUCAUAAUUGAUGACAAGUCAUUUACAAUUGGACAUAAUCAUGAAAGUUGUACAAAUUGAACUCUGAACCAGUACACACAUCUUAUCUUGGAUCUGCAGUUGAUAAAGGUAAAAGUCAAUUUGGCAUUGUCGUUUUGGUUAUUUGGGUGCUGACAAUAUGAAAAAAUUGUUGACAGAAGAAUUAGUUGAUUGUAUGGAUUGUAACAUAACUGAUGAUGUUAAUGAGCAAGUAUUUGAAAGUUGCCUUAUUGGAAAACAACAUCGUAAUCCAUUUCCAAAAGCAUAAUUUAAUCGAGCAUCAGAAGUUCUUGCAAAAAUACACUGUGAUGUAUGUGGUCCUAUUAAUGUGGAAUCACUUGGAAAGUCAAGAUAUUUUGUGACAUUGAUAGAGGAUGCAUCUCGAUACACUUAUGUUCAUUUCAUACAGCACAAGAGUGAAGCCUCAACAAGUUCAAAGAGUUUGUCAAUUUGUCAACCAACCAGACUGGAAAGAAAGUCAAGAAAUUACGUACAGAUAAUGGUGGUGAAGUUGGCUCCAAAGAGUUUGCAAAAACCUGAAGGAAAGGGGAAUUGUACAACACAACAACACCAAUGAAUCCAGAACAGAAGAGAGUUGCAGAGCGUAUGAAUAGAACUAUUGUUGAAACAGCUCGUUCUAUGUUACAUUAUGCUAAUCUACCAACCUCAUUUUGGGCAGAAGCAGUGAGCACAGCAGUGCUCUUGAGAAACCGCAGCCCAACAGUUCCUGUCAAUAAGAAGACACCUUUUGAAUGUUGGUACAAUGCAAAGCUGAAUGUUUCAAAUCUUGAAGUAUUUGGUUGCAUAGCAUAUGUACAUGUUGCAGACGAGAAUUGUCACAAGUUUGAUGCAAAAUCCAAACAAGUGGUAUUCGUUGCAUACCCAUAAACUUUAUGAUCUUCAGACAAAGAGCUUCAUUCCGAGUCGUGAUGUCAAGUUUCUUGAAAGCACCUUCAGUAAUAAUGGUAUGUUUGCAUUUGAAAAGAGAAUCAAAGAUGAAGAUUUGUAGUGAUUUUAAUAUUGUAAAAUAGGCCACAUUCUACUCCUUCCUCGAUCAUGCCAUCACCAUGACAUCCACCUAUGUCAUUCACGGCAUCACAUACUACAGGGCAUUCUCUUCACCAUUGUUUGCAGCUUCGCACAUCUAUGUCAUGCUGAUUUUUUCCCAAGUCUAGAUCUUUUUUUUUCCAUUGCCUCAUCAUUACAUCAUCAAAACACAUCUGCCAAGACAAUUCCUAGGGUUUCAUGCUCUGUCUGUGAAUAUUGUCAUUCUGUAGGCAUCAUACACAACUACUCUCCUUUGUUUUGUUGGCAAAAGUUGCGAUAAAGUUACAGAGAGGUCUACAGAUGAUGCAUCGGUGAUGACUUAUGUUUUUUUGUGUAGAUCAAAGUAUACCACGGCAGUGUGACUUGUCAAUGCUUUCUGAAAUUUAUCAAAAUUAUGAUGUUGUUUUUCAUUGUGUGUUUUUGUGGAAUUGUGUUUUUUUCUUUACAAGUUCACUUAGUGAGUGUAUAUGAUCACCAAAAGCCGCAAUGAACUUUGCACAAUAUGUAGCCAUUCGAAGGAAACUUCGGACUUUGCUAGCUGAUUGAGGUUUAGAUGCAUUAUGGAUUGACUUCACUUUUUCUAGAUCUGACAAAACAUCUUUGUCGGAAAAGAUGAAACCAAAGAAAGUCAAAGACUUCUGAGCACACAGACAUUUGUCGCGAUUCAGACUAAGUCCAACUUUCAUGAACUUCUCUAUAACAGCCUGCAGUGCAAUGUUUUGUUCUUCUGGAGUUUUACCAUAAAUAAUUAUGUCAAGGAAUCAAGGUCAAGGAAUGGAAUAGCCUUCCUGCUGAAUUAGUGCCAAAAUUUAAUCUUUUUUAUCAAAGCAGACCUUUGUGUGUUGUGAAAGUAGUGACAUAUCUUUUGGGGGCAAGUGUUACCUGACGAUAUCCAGACCAAACACAAACUGUUAAUGCCACUUUCUUGCAUAUUCAGAAUAAGUAAUUUUGAAUGUAUUUGUAUAAUAAUGGAAUAAAUACAAACGUGAGUAUUUUUUAAUGUGAUUAUUGGCUCAGUGAGAAUAUUUAUUGUAAUUUAUCCUGAAAUUACAAAAAAAUCGAAAGUGAUAUUUCUGUGUUAUACAAUGGCAAAUCUGGAUAUGUAAAAAUGAAUUUUAAAUGAAAUUUCACUACGCCAUUACUCAGGUUAGAAAGAGCCAAGACUUUCUGAUGUUGUUGAUGUUGACCAGGACGGUUUCAAGUUAAACUUAGAAAUUGAAGUUUAAUACCAUCAUUAGGCAACAUUGAAUGAAUUAAUAAAGUUUUGUAUUAUACUAUGUAUAAAUAAAGUUAACUAUGUAUUAAAAAUAUUUUGAGCAAACCUUACCUUUUAAUUUUGUGUCGAGCUAGCAAUGUAAACAUUUGAAAAUUGAAAAUUUCAGUUUCCUCAGCAAAAGAAAGAUCAAGCAGAGUGGGCCCCCCUUGACCGUGAUCCCUGUGAGCCAUCUUCAUUUUCAGUGUUAUGAAUUAGAAACUCGCUAAUUGCUAAUUGCAUUGCCACAGCUAUGACACCAUGCAAACAAUAGUUUAAAACAAACAAUAAACAGCUAAGACAUUACCCUCAAUUUUCAUCGCCUAAUGUGCACUUUCUGAAUCAUGAGCAAAGGGCUUAUAAUUGCUAUAAAAGAUAAACAACUUCCUACCAAAUCAAUUCAAUAGGUUCAAAGGCAGAAACGAGAAAAGAAAGAGAAUCAUUUCUAGAACUCAUUUGAAAAUGUAAUACUCAAAAAAUAACUUGGAUGGUUAGUUCAAAUGUGACCGAUCAGUGUUUUUGUUACUCGCGUUAAUCCAUCCUCAUUGACAACACUAGCAACUCUUGUUGGCUCUUUUUUUGCUGCUCAAAUGGAAUUCGUUGUAGAUUGAUUUUGGUUGUUUCAUAGGGCCUUCAUUUGGCUUUCUAAAGUCACGGUUGGUAUCCUCCAUCAGAUAAAUUUAUUUCCCCUCUGCAUCUUCUUUAAAAGUAAGUUAUCGAGGGCUUCAAAUGUAUCCUUGUCAUAAUCCGGCAUUGGGGGUCUAUACAAAGAAAGGACAAUGCAAACAGAGGUUUUUUGCGUGCUGAGGCGUAAUCACAACCCCAAUCAUUUUUAUUUUUGGGUCUUCAAUAUCUGACCUAUGCAAAUGUAUGCAUUGACAAAAUUUUCCUGUAAAUAAAACCUCUCAGGAGUUUUAAUCAGGGUAUCCUUCAGGUUUAAUGUACAUGGGGUGUGUAUUGUUCCUGUUUGUACCAUAUUUUGCAAAUGUUGAGAAAGCUAAUUCUCUUGCUCUGUGGUCAAAUGAAAGCAACUUUUCUGCUAUAAAAAGUGAAAAAUUUUCUGGUUGCUUUCCUGGUACUUUCAAAGCAGCUAUACAUGUGUUCAUCGGCUCAACCUUCUUUUCUUCAAAUGCUGUCUUUUUCAAUUUUGGGGCUGAAUUUUGACUUUUGGCUGACUUUGAGACAUCACCAUCUGAUGUCUUGUAAACUGUCUCUGCUCUUUCCUUGCUGAAGCAUAGCAAAAACUGGAGCCUCUCCAAAUAAUUCCAUGCUGAUUUGUAUAGUUGAUCAGUGCUUUGGCCAGAUUUGGUUUUAUUUACUUUGCUUAUCUCUCUGCCAAGAGUUGAGAUCUCAAUGUUAGAAAUGUUGUCUUAAUUUCUGCUGGUGAAGCAUCCAAAGAACCACUCAUCUCAGACAGAGUCCUUUCCCUAUGUGUUUAAAAUUGUAUGAUUUGUCAUAAACAUUCCACAAACAAGCUUUUUUUCUAAAAGAUCGAUCAGCAAUACCACAUCAUCAUUCGACCACUUCUUUGUUCCUUUCUGGGUUUGCUUUUUUCCUACUGUAGCAUCUGGUUGGGCUUGCUUUCCUACCAUGUUGCCUUUUAUCAGCACUGUGUUUCCUGAUGUUACAUUAAAUGAUGCCAGGAUAGACUGAUCCCGAAUUCAAAUGUUGUAAUUGAUUCUCAUCAUCAGAACGAGACAAAGCAUGACAAGCUUUUCCAUCUCCAAUGUCUGCCGAAAUGAAACUAAUGAAAGAUUUCAUGAAAGAACUUGAAAUCAUCCUCGACAAUUUGUUUCAAAAUACAGAAGUGUCUUUUCAUAAAGAGAUUGAGAUUCAUCAUUGCAUUUGCAUAGUUUCUGAUGAGUCCUGCAAUAUUUUCGAAAGUGCUCUGGACUGGGGAAAGGAUCUCACUCGCAUACCCAUAUUUACAUUGAAGGACAUCAAGAAUCAUAGACUUUGAAGUGGAAAAUUGAAAGGAAUUUCAGUUUGAAAGACUUUGCUGACAGAUAAAAGGUCAAAGAUGAAUGCAACAUAUCAGCGGACACAUUUUUCAAAACUUUUAUGAAAGAAAGGUUCAAAGUUAAAUGUAUGUGUAAAGUUCCAAUAAAAUUUGGAGAAAAAGUUCGAAAGUUUCAUUUGCAACCUGUUCAUGUCUUGCAGGAAAAGGCAUACUGUAACCAUUUUAUGGUACUUUUGCUAGAAUUGGUAGAUUAUUCCACCCAGCUUCUUCAAACUGUCCCUGGAGAGGUGGCUUGUACAAGUCAGCUUACACAGUGGGUUUGCCCAAGUAAUAAGGGUUAAAGGAAAUUUUUUUUUCUCAUCGAUGAUUCAAUAUGUUUAGAAAAAAACUUGAAAACUUCAAUUUUAUUUUAUUUUUUACAACAAUUUUAAUUAAUAAAUCAGGGAUAUUGUUUCUACAAUUUCAAUGUUGGAUGUGUCAACUUCAACUUUUGUUCACCUAUUCCUGGAACCGCAUAUGCAUAGUAUAGCACUACAAAGAAGUUCAAAUGACAACUUUGUGCGAAUUCAAUUAGUCACCAGUGAAAUUGAAAGAUCACGUUUCUCUGAAAUCUUCAUAGAUAAAACCGCUAAAAACUUUUCAGUUUCUCUACUUGAACCACCACUGUGAGCGAAAAUCAAUGGCGUAAAAGAACCAUGCUCAACUUGUAAAACCCUUUAACUGUAGGUGCGUUUCUUCUCUCUUUCAUUCCCUGCAAAAGUGUUGUCUAGUUUCUGGUUUCUGUACGAAGGUGUGAAUAGGUUGAAUACCCUUACAUCAAAAAAUGCACUUUGUUCCUUCUGCCAAAAGCCAUGUAUGCUGAUGUCAAGCCUUGCCUCUUUUGAUUUGUUGGAAUUCUUUGGGAGAUAGAAGAGGCAUAACUCCAAUUGCAUAAACAGGCAUAGCAAAUGGAUCCCAUUGGGUCGUUCCUUUGGCAGAUGGUAUUUCUUUACCUCUUGUGAUAAAGAGACGAGAUGCUUUUCCAUAGCAGUUAUUUACAUAUUGAGUGUCUCUCUAUUUAAGCUAUUAAAGGCAUUUGAUGCUUCCACUAGAAGAAGGCCAUCAGUUUCUUCCUCUUCAAAUAUAUCUUUCAUUGCAUGUAUUGCAGCCUCGAAGGUAAUCAAGUGCAUGACUGUAGAUAUCAGGCUUAAUGACACUGAUAAUUGAUUUUCCAAUGAUCUGUCUCAAUACUUCGCCAAUACCAAUUGGUCAAACUCCAGGAUUCUUGUCAAGAGGGACCAAGUGGCAUGAAAACAAAUGCUUCAAUCUAGCCUUUGUUUGAUAUCUCUUGUGUACAGUAUGCAUGUGAAUUUUGCUAAAGCUGUUCUCAGUUCCUUUCAGUUUCAGUUCCCAAAAUUCGAUCCUAUAAUGAAGAAACUAAAACACUGAUCAGAAACUUUCAACCCAGGAUUUCCCUUCUUUCAGAAAAUUAUAAUAACCCCACUGUUCAAAAGGAUUUACAAUAUUUCUUAGAGGUAGCAUUUAAAGAUUUCCUUCAGGAAUUAUCUCGACAUAUAACGUUGGGUAAUUAUAAAUUCUCAACCAUAGUCACAGUGGGUAAUUCUUACACACAGCAACAUGUUGGGUUAUUUUUACGCAUGCCAUUAAUUACGUAAUGUGAUUGUUUUUUUCUAAAAAAAACUUCAGUCCAUCUAGGGUAUUCAUUCCUCUUUCUGUUGAUGUGAAACUUAGCAGUAGGUAUGGACGACAGUCUUUGUGAAUACAAUUGGCAGACAUUAAUCAGAAUUUACCUAGGUACCUAAGUUAUCAACAAUACUCAUCAACUUUAUUGCCCUGGCACAAUAACUAAUCCUUUUAAACAUUCAAAUGACCCUUUUGUGGGUCUCCCUUGACCUACUCAAGUGCUGCUAAGAAAUACUUUUCCGUCUUUCGUUAAAGGAUGUGCCUGAAUAUUAGCUGACGCCUAUGAGGUAGGCGUUUAAUUUUUACGCCAUUACUCAAGGAAGAACAGGGUUUAAAUUAACGAUGCAAUCUUUAUUUCAUUAAUUUAGAGAAAGAGUGAAACUGAAUUUUCAUUAAAAAAUGUCUAAGGCUGCUAAAAAAAGUUCUAAAAAUUGGUCGAGUAAGGAUAUUGACCAAGCUUUGGCUGAAAUUCAAAGUGGACAAUCAAUUAGGAGCACUGCAUCAAAAUAUGGGAUGUCUGAAGGAACACUUAGAUAUCGUUCUAAAUUGUUAGAAAAGGAAACUCUUCAAAAAGGGCGUCCAACUGCUUUUGAUAAGAAACUGAAAGGAAUCUUGCAUCUUGCAUUGGAAUUAUGUGCGAACUUGGUUUUAGCCCUACCCUUUAAGAGAUUCAUCAUAUUGUUUCUUGUUACUUGUCCGCUAACAGCUUAUUGUUGUCCUCAUUCAAAACUAAGAAACCUGGCAAGGAUUGGUUUUACGUGUUUGCUAAGAGGAAUAACCUGUCAUUGAAGAAGGCCGCUUUAAUCAGCUCUGCUAGAAAGUCAGCAACAGCAAACCCCUUCUUUGUUUAUGAUUUCUAUGACCAGCUGGAUAAAAUCAUAAAAUCUAACAACUUUAAUGAUGAACAAAUCUGGAACUGCCAUGAAUCUGGCUUUUCAAGUGACCAAGGACACUGCAGAGUAGUCAGUGAAAACGAAAAAGUGGCAUAUAAGGUUACUUGUGGAGCUGGGCGUGAAAACAACCAUGUUAGCUUUCUGCAAUGCUGCGAGAAAAUAGUUAGGUCCUUUCAUUAUCUUUACUGGUAAAAAUCUGCAGUCAACAUGGAGGGGAGAGAGGGCUUUACCUGGAACGUGGUAUGGGGUAUCUCAGAAUGGAUGGAUGACAACAGAACUGUUUGAAGGAUGGUUUAAACAAGAGAUAAAAACAAGACCUUUGCUGUUAAUCUUUGAUCUGGCCCAUGUAUCCAUUUCUGUGAUCAAAAAAGCCAUUGAAGAAAAUGUUAUUCUUGUCAAGCUACCCCCUCAAGUAACUGAUAAGCUACAGCCACUUGAUGUUUCUUUCUUUGGGCCUAUGAAAAGACUUUGGAAGAAAACGCUCCACAGCUGGAUUAAUGAUUAUGGUCCCCGGGAACCUAUAAGAAAAGCCCAACUUCUUAAUAAGUUGGGGGAUAUUUGGCACAAGGGUUUGUCCCCUGAAAAUAUUACAGCUGGCUUUAGGGCUACAGGUGUUUUCCGGUUGACAGAAAGCAAUUUCUGGUUGAGCAUUUUGACGCUCAUCUUAUUAAGCCUUACGAUGCAUGGUCACAAGCAGGUCAACCGAAACAGCUCUUAAAUGACCUUGCUACUAGGGUUCGUUUACCCAAAAAGGCUAGCUCGCAAAAAGGAAGAUCUUUUCUCAAGCAACCCAUGGGGCCACAAGCUACAUCAAUCCCUUCAAAAACACGUGUUUCCAAUAAUGAUUGUCACUGUUUUCUGGCACAACAACUUGGUCCUUUUCCUUGUCUAGCCCUCUCUGGAAAAGUAUGGGUCCUAAUAUGACACCUACAAGUUGAGCCUUUGCAGCAACAAAGCCAAAACCAGAUUUUUGAAGAACUUAUUCUGGAAAAAAUGAAAGGCCAAAAAAGAAGCACUGCAAGAAAGAUUUGACGACAAAAGGUAUUUGCGAAGAGGACUAUUUGAAUGCAAUUAAGGAGAAAGAAGAAAAGCAAGGCAGCGAGAUAUGGAAAAGAAAAGGAGGGCAACCAAAAAAGCUGAAGGCUGACGACAAUUCCUCCCAAAUCCAAGAAGAGGAUUUUCUGAGUCAGAAAAAGAGAGAAGUGAUGAUGAUGUGAGCGAAGGAGAUCUUGCAACAAAACCUUCUUUCCCACCCACUACUCAAUGCCAAGGGACAAUCUACUUAAAGGAAUUCUAGCAGUCUCUGUGCCCCCAGUGGAAGAAGUUGAAAUUGUUGGGAAAUGGUAUGCUGCGAUUUUUUUGAGGAAAAAGUCAGCAGAUCUACAAUGCAAAGUCACAAUGAAAUUUUUGGCGGAUGUGGGUGGCGCCAGCAAAUGGCAUCAAACUUGAUUGUUUAGAGGCAUGUUUUGGCAGUGGGACGGUCUUGGAAUGAAUUCCAUCACAUUUAACUGAGGGAAAUAGACCUCUUUGAUAUUCAGAAUGUUUUUGCCAGCCCCUUACUUGUAAAACCAGUAAAGGGAAACAAGUGGGAGGUCCCAGAUUAUGUUUAGCGGGCGUUUGACAUUAUUUCAAAAAUUGACCGCGAACACGAAUAUUCGUCAAACUUUUUACAAUUUAAAAACAAUAACAGUGAAACUAUCUAAAUCGUUCUGUUGAUAUUCAACUUUUAGUAUUUUAAAACCAAAAUCAUCCACAUAAAUUAAAUUCUGCCAUUUCAAUGUUUUAUAUCCAUAAAAAUUGGCAUAAUAAAACACGCUUGACUUGCAUUUUUUACAAGUAGCUUUAUUUUGCUGUACUCAAUGUUUGUAGUCAAUUUUCGAUUGCAGUCAACCACACUAUUUGGUAGUAUUUCUGGUUUUUGAUCAGAAAUUGAUAUGCGUAAAAUAUAACCGAUGCCACAUAAGAAUUGAUGGAAAGGUCGGCUAAUAUUUAUGCAAUUAAAAUUAAUUGAAUAAUUAGUAGGCAGUUUUGAUAUUUCAUCACCUGUUGUUGUCUGCUAAUUAAGUAUUUAUUAUAAAUUCAUCAGGUAUAGUCAGGUCAUCAAAUUACUUUGUUAUUGCCCAUAAAUUCAAAGAUGAUAGAAAAUGCGUAAAAUUUGCCUGCCAUGACUAUACUAUUGCAAUCAUUUCCAUUUUUCUAGAUCAUUCUUAAUAAAGAUAUAUUUAAAGCUCAUUUGCCAGUUAACUUUACACAUCAGACUGCUACCAAAGUUUGUUACUUGUUUCUUCACUUUGGCAAAUAGCUUUUGUCAGAUGACUUUAAUCUUUGGCAAAAUGAGCCAAUGUCAUAUUCUUUGGAACAAAUUGAGCAAUCCUCUCCAGCAUCCAAAUAUACUCCGCCAUCACCUUCAGCAAUGUAUGAACACAGUUGCAGUUUGCGUCAUUCCAUCUGCAAGCCUGAUACUGCAAGUUGCAUUUAUUAAAAGUAAACUGAAGAAAUAAUUGAGUGUUACAUUUAGACAUGUCAUGUAUAGUCUUGAUGGUUUUGCCAUGUUUCAUCGCCAAUUUUGCUGAAUGAGUACAUCACUUUCGCUGGGUACAUCACUUUCAGUAAUAAGUAAAAGCAAAUUACCUUUACCAAAGGAAGCUUUAUUAGAACUGUUGUCUACACCUUGUCAAAAUAUCACAAGCACUUCAUCACACCACCCACAUCGCAAAUAUGACUUCCUACAUUUGCUAUCACAACAAACAUGUAGACAUAAAUGUAGAGUUUUGCUGAGUUCUAGUUUUUCAUCCAGUGUAACAUUAUCGCUGGAAAUGAAGUACGAUUGAAAAUGACAAAAAAAAGUUGUAGCAUUCUUUAUGAAUCAAUAAAGACAUCGGAUAACCUGAUAACUGCAAGUCAGAGUACUCUCGAAACGCUUAUCGACUGCAAGAACAUUCAUGUGAGCCUAGGUGGUGAAAACCAUCAUGUUGAUCAAUGCAGCAAGAUUCCUGACACUAUAGAAGAAAGCUCAGAUUUCUUCUACCAUAGAAAAUGUUAUCAAAAGUUUACUUAUGUGAGACGCUGAUGAAAAGAAAGAAAGGUAUAGAUGAAGAGAAGGAGGCAAGAACUUGAGUUGAAAGAACUUAGAGGGGCACAUCUUGGAGUGUGGAUGAAAUAUGGCCAAGGGGAUUUUUUCCAGAUCUAUGCAUGAUAUGUAAGAAGAAAACCCUUAAAGUCAAUAAUAAGCGCCAGCCUUUCACGAAGAUUGUAACAAAAUCUGCAGAGAGAAUUACAGGUAAGUUUCAAAAUGUGGUGAGGAUCAGGGGUGAAAAACAAAGGAUGGAUAUAGGCCUCAUGUAAACAGGAACCACAGCUGUCACCAUGUGAACACUGUUUCGGUGAACUUGUUUUACUUGGAGAGAACUUUUAAAAAUUUAAAAUCCCAGUUAACCCUUUGUAUUUACAGUUAACCCUACGGUUAACCCUACAGCUAACCCUUUCAAGAAUAACAGGCAAUGCCUACAAAAUGACGGUUAACCUCUCUCAGAAUUAAAAAUAUAUUAACUUAUUUUAAUGUCAAAAGGUUAACUGAGGUUCACCGUUGAUUUGUGUUUUAAAAGCUAUUGUUUAUAUGGUUAACCGUGGGGUUAACUGUAGGGUUAACCAUGAAACCUCCCCAACAGUACUACUAAUUCAGAUUUGUUUGGUAUAUGUUGAAUCAUUAUCUCAACAAAACAUUAAAAUACGCUGGGAUUUAUGUGCAAUAAUGUUGUUAUAAAUUGUUAUUAGUGCUCCUUAGUUGGUUUUCAAAUUGUUAUAUGAUGCAGUUUUCUUUUAUUGGUAGACUAAUUAUUCAUAGACUUGCCUUUUGUUUAUAGUAGAGUGUCUAGAUUUUUCAUGUAUUUUGUUUGCAGAUAUUUGAUAAAUGUUUAGUUAGGACAGAAAUAUCGAAUACAUAUCUUCUCAUUGGUGCCAUCAUUUUUCUUAGUCUAUUUAUUUAGAUUUGAGAAUGGAAAAACAAUGAUUUCAAAGUAUUCAGUUUUCUCUUAAUAAGUUACAGAGAUGAUAUACAUAAAUACAUACACUUUAUAAAAUAUAAAAACAAAUCAUUCUCAGUACUUCAGGCGUUCACCCUUGCAAUCUACUAUUAGCUGAAUUCUUCUGUGCAUACUUUCUUUUAUACUGUUUAUUGUGGAGACUGAUAUUUCAUUCAGGAUUCGCCUAAUUCUGUUCUCAAAAGCUCCAAUGCUUUAAACAGUAAUGUUAUUGUCAAUGGCAUCUUGACCAAGCAUUCUUUUUGCAAUGCCGGAGAGAUUUUCUUUCGGAUUUAUGUCCGGACUCCUAGAAGGAAUUGAUAACAAUUCUGAGUUUAGUUCUCUCAUAGCAUUUAAAGCCAAAGCACUGUUCUGCGACGGGUCUCCAUCGUUAAUCCAACAUCUAGAGUCUUUUCCUGCUGCAGCUACCAUUUUGUCAAAAUUAUCAAGCAAAAGGUUUUUGAAAAAUUCCCCAUUCAUCUUGUCGUAUCUUUGGCAGCAGACCACGCCUUUAUCAUAAGAAAUUGCCACUAUCACCUUGACAUACUUGCCAGCAGUUCCACAUGAUCGCCCUUUGGAAGUACAUCACCGGAUUAACCCUUCAUGUUUAGCCCUCCACACUCUCCCACCAGGUGCUAGCGCCUGAUCUUUAGGAUUUCUCUUGUACACAAAACCAAGUAGAAUGCCACUCGUUUCGUCCAAAUAUCUACAUGAUAUUUUGUGCGCUUUUUUUGUCCUCAUUACUGAGCAGUCCUUUUUUCCUUGCUUGCAAAUAGUUGUACCCAGACAGGUUUAGGCUGCGUACACACUGAGAGCAAAAUAGCAAAUGAGCGAAUUAGCGUUAAGAUAGUUUGUACUGAAAACAAUACGCUUGUUCACAUCAAGACAGAGCGAUAGCAACAAGGAGCGACACAAUUACUUCUCAUGUAUUUGAUCGCUGCGAACGGAAAGGAAAAACAGCAAUGGACUUUGAUUAUAUCGUUGACAUACAACUGAUUAGUUACUGGGAAUAGUCUGACGAUACUGGUUUUCAACCAGACCAGUAUUAAAGUACAUGGCCUAAUAUUUGGGAAAGAGGGUGGCCCCCACUAACUGCCAACUGUACUUUAUAUUUGAAGCAAAACAAUAGACAUCCCCCCACCAAUAUAAAUUCAUUUCCAACGAUACUGCAAUAACAAGGCAAACAUAGAUGAGUGCAUUCUGAAUCUGAAAUAGCCUUGUCAUUCCUCAACUGCGGCACCAAAUAAAAAUAUCCACCAGUUAAGAGCAAAUAUCUACUUUUAAUAAAAAGCAGUUCUUUUCGCUUUUUAUUUCUUUAACCCAGAAUCAUCUUCAUUUUUAAAAAAGAGAAUAUUUAAGAAAUCAUCUUUCAGAUAAAAUCAUUCUUUUCGUUUUAAAUCAGCCACUGCGCCAUCAAACUUCACACUGCAAAACUGUUUGAUUCGCGGUUUUUCGCUCGCAGCAUGUUGUUCCGUUAGCUUCUGUUCGCUCCUGUUCGCUUCGCUUUGCUUCUCUUUUUCGCUUCAGUGUGAACGUGGCCUUAGGAAUCUUGAGACACUACGUUGCAAAACAUCUUGCACAUCUGCUCUUGCCAUCAGUCUUUUAACGGUCUAGUCUGCACCUUCUUUUCUCAAAACCUUUAUUGUUCUUAUUAGUUUCACAUUCACUCCAGUUUCAUUAUGUGUCCUUUUUCUAAAACUUCCUUAAAGUCUUGAUGUUAUCAGAAAUAGCUGAUUUUUUCUUAAAAAACUUCAAGGAAUGCAAUCCUAUAUUAACAAAAAUGAGCUCAUUUACAGUUUUUCGAGAUUUCAUUCUGAAUCUGAAGAUAUUUCAUUAAAAGUUUAUUUUGUUAGUUCCAGUUUAUUUUAUCUGUUUGAAAGAAGGUUAUAUUCUGGUCCAGUUUGUUUUUUAGCAUAGGGUUAAAAACAUUAACCAAUAUAAAUACUUUUAUUUCAUAGGUAUACAUGAUCAUAUAUGUAGAAAUUAUCCUGCCACAGGAUCGCAAUUAGUGGUCGGAGACAGAGAGGUGACAAAUAUAUGACACUCCCUCUCCAACGCUGACUAGUUAGAAUCACCAAAAGGUUCAAAAUUAAGAAUCCAAAGAUUCAAAUUCAAGAAAAGAGGACUGUAUAUAAGUUAAACUAAAUAGAUCGAUAAUACUCUAACUCCUAAAUAUCUAGAAAACAAGAAACCAUCAAUUAAAUAGAAGAAUAUUAAGGAAUUAAGGAACUAAACCCAAUCAAAAUAAAACCGAAACGAUGUCACCUGAAUAUAUUUAUAACACGGUUCAAGAGUUAUUGGGUUCGUCUUUGUCUUCAUGCUCGUCAGAAUAGAAUGUUUCUUUUUCCCUUUCAACGUCCGUGCGUCCUUCUUUCCAGAUUCAGAGUCAUUCGAACAAGUCUGGUUAAUAAAGAGAGGAAACUCUGUUAGGAUAACAGAUCAAAGGUUCUCGCUUUAGAGUCCCUGCAAUGACCAAACUUUCACUUAGAGUUCGGGAUGUCGCUAGCUUGGUACUUCCAGAGGUAGGAAUCACAGCUGUGAUCACAUGUAGGGUACAUUGCUCUAUAAUUCUCAGUUUCAUAAAAUAGCUCCAGAGGCUAUGUAGCAACAAAUCUGAUCAGUAUAUAAACUGCACAACCUCUUGCGAGGUCUUGAAAUUUAUAAAUGGAGUAGAAGCGAGAAAUAAGUCAAAUUUUGUAAAAUUUCUUGAAAAUUAAACUUUCAGACAAAUAUAUUCUUUGUAAUUAAAAAUUCAGAAGGAAACUCUAAAUAUCUUUGUCAUUUAAAUGUUAUUGUUUGCUUCUUCAAUAGAAGCCUAGCAAACGCUAGUGCGUUCCUGCAAAUAUUUUGGGAAAGUUUAUGUUGACCUUCGCAGGCAUCUCAAAGACCAGCAUAAAAUGACCUUAAAAGACCACAGUUGACUGAAAGACCAAUGGAUGGGGAAAUAGUUCAUUCCUACAAAAGCUUGGACUAUAUGUAAUAUAGAGCUGCUGAGCAAUGUCAAGUUGAGUCCUGUAGAGAAAAAGGUGUGCCAAUUUGUGACCUGACGAGGCAUUUGUGCAAAGUUCAUGGCAUGUCACGUAGCUAUUAUUACAGGUAAUUUAUCUAGUUUAUCUAAAAUGAAUGUUAUAUUUGGAUAUAUGUGGCACAUUACCACGAAAUUUCUCUAGAAAAAUCUUCUAUUCAAAAUGUAUCAUGAUACUUAUAUGAUUCCUUUGUCAUAACAAGGACAACAUUAACCUUAUCAAGGAGAGGCUACAAUGACACUAUCCCAGGUAAUGUGUUAUUAGUUUGUAUCUAUUAUUUGCAAGAGACGCACUAAUUUUUUGUCACUACAAAGUGAUAUAUUGAAAACUAGCAAAAUCUCUGAAGAUGGGAGCUAGGUUCUACUGUAAAUUUUCUAGCAACUAUACAAAAUUGGAGCACAAGGCCAUUGUUACCCAAGAGGCAAGUAAAGCAGUCCUUUCAGUUUAUUUGCAAGGAGAAAGGCAAUUCUUGCCAAAGCCUGAUAUUGGACAGUUUGAUGAUUUUCCAGGUAUGCCAAUUUAUCCAUAAAAAUUAUAUCAAGUACAAGUGUGUCUUUUUCAAUUAGUGUUUUCUAUGGUGCAUUUUAACAAUUAACUUCACUUGCACAUAAGCAGCCCAAAUGCUCACACUAAAAAGUGUUUCCAGAAUUAGAGGGCCCAUUCCUGAGUUUAAACUAUAGGAGUCUUAAGACAAGAAGUUUUUGUUUUAAAGGCAUCACCCUCUGACCCCCUCCCCUUUGUUCUGUUCCUAUAUAGAUUUUUUAAUCAACACGUAUAGUGUACCAAUGCAUAUGACAACUGGAGGGAAGUUGAAGAGUGGCUGCCAUGAAAAUAUGGCAUCACUGUCGUGACAAAAGAGGCUCAGUUAUGAGUGUUUAUAUUAGUAGCCUCAUUUAUUUUAGUUCCAUGGCUGUUCCUACAGUUCAAAGCUCAUUGCCUGGUCGCUUUGCUAGUUCUCUCCUUGUUCUGUGGUCAUUCAACUUGUUCCAUGCACAUUAAGCUAGUUCCUCAUUUUAGCAACAUUGAUUUGGGAGUUUGAUAAAAGAGAAAUCUUGAUCACAGCAUUUUUAUUGCUACUAACAAAAUACUGGUAUAGUUUUUAGCAGUCUUUUUCAUUAAAUACUUAUAUAAUUAUUAUUAUGCAUAUUAGAAAGAAAAUGUGUACAAAUGUUGUAUCUGCAAAGAAGUAUCUACCGAUUAGUUUCUAAUUAGACUGUUCGCACUAAGAUUUAUCAUGACAACUACUUGCUCCUUAUCAUGUCAGUAUUUUUAUUUUACCUCUUAACUUCAUAAUUUCUUAUAUACUUCUUCAUAAUUAUUUAAGAAGUAAUUUCAAAUAAUUUGAAAUCCUCAUUUAAAAAUUCAAAUUUGAACACUGGUUUAGCAUGAUCAUGUUCUUAUUUAAGGGAAAUAUUGAAGCUUAAAGUUCAAAUUCUUCAUGGAACUACCAGUGGUAGUGUCUUCAGUUACAGUCAACUUUUAAUUGCGCUGCAAUCAAUAAGUGAAUCUAUUCUGAAUAGUAUCAGGUAAAUGGAAAAGCACUAGUCUUCAAAAUCAUAAGCCAGACAUUUCUUGAGUGUUUCAUUGGAAAAUGGAUGUAGCCCAUCUUUAUGUUAUCUGUUAUUUUUUCAGAAAUACCCCUAGAGUGUCCAAUCAUCAGUUGGUCUAGUGAUUCUAGGACAGAUGAGCAAUUGAUCGAUAAAGAGAAAUUCAAGUGGUUAAAUUUAAAUUUUCCAUGCAACUUGAUGUGACUACCAAAAACUCUCUGACUUAAAAACCAGUCAGCUUGGCGCAAAAUGACACACAAUACCCAAAGAAGGUAUUCAUCAGUUUUGCAACGGAACCAACCAAGGAAUUUCUUGGAACUGGAGAUACUUUUACAGUGACAUUGAAAGCAGUUUUAGGGUUGUUACAAUUACAUCGCUACAGAAAGAGCUGUCUUCUCCAGCUGAAGAAUUUUAUUCUUUUCAGGCUUUCAAAGAUUCUCGUAUCAAUUUUAAAUUAUUCGGGAAAAAAAAUGUUUGGUUUCAUUUGUAAAUAUUGUAAUUUAAUCCAUACUACUAGGCUUCUCUCCCAUCAACUAUUUGUUGUCUAAAAGGUUCAAUGUAAAUAGUUAUUUAUUUAAUUGAUGUGAUUUUCUUGAUUUAUAUAUUUUCUGCUUAAUAACAUAUAUAAAUAAUGAGCUGAUUUCUUUCUUCCCACUGGCCAUGCAAAUAUAUACUUGUUAACAGUUUGACAUUGACAAAAUCAGAUACUUGGUGCCAAUGUCAACAAGGGAGAGUCUUCAGACCAUAAUCACUCAAUUCUAUCCAUUUUAUUAUCAAGCAUAGUACAUAUACAAUCAAACAUAUACAAGUAACACGAUAACUUGGUAUAAUUUAACUGGCAGGCAAAUGUAGACAUUUGAAAUUUAGAGGAAACUUUGGUAGAAAUAAUUCUUACUUCAAUUUUUUUAAGUUGCUUAAUCUCCUCAAAUUUUUGCCCUAGAAAUAAACAACCCUGCUACCAAAGUGUUAAUUGUUAGCCAAGUACUCAAUUGUUUAUCAUAAAUUUUCAUAUCAAUACAUUAUUAUUUUAAUCAAAAAUUUAAUUCAAACAGCAAUAAUUUUCUUUAGACUGGUAAUGAGGAAGAACUAAGGCACAGGCAAAAGGUCAAGGGAAAAAUGUGGAAAAUCCGAGCCUCUGAGAAAACAAAUCGCUACAAAAUCGACCUACAGAAGACACCAAUGACCUGGUAGCGGUAUUCUCUGACUCUCAGCUGAGACCACUUGUGCAAGGAGAUGUGCAAGUUCCGCAAAACUGGUAUGUUAUGCUUUGGGCAUGUAAAAGAGGAGAUCCUUAAUGCCAAAUUUUCAGAUGACGUACAACCUGCGACCAUGGUUCUCCUUGUUGGGAAAAAUGAUUUGUCUCAACACGUCAUCAUGGAAAGGGCAAGAAGAGACUUUCAUGGUCUCCUUCGCACAACUAAGAAGAAUUUUUUGGAUGCUAGGAUCUUUGCUGUAUCAAUAUUGCCUCGGCUGGACGAAUAUUGGAUUGAGAGCAGCAAUACCACAAAAUAAUGUCUGAGGGGUGCAAAAAACUAGACGCUCAUUUCCUCAACGUUACCCCCAACUUUUAUAUUGGCGUCUGUGGUCUUGGAAAGACGGCCUCCAUAUCAGUGAAGACAAAGGACUGCCUUAUCCAGGGCAAAAUUUGCUUCCUGGAAAGCAACAAGGAAACUUGACCGAUCCCUCCCCACCCCUCCACCACCACCUCCAUCAAAGACUGCAUGCCAAAAGUCGAUAUGGAGGAAGCUUCAACACCAUCGUUCUGAAGGUCCGUUAAGGCAUGCCAAGGAGCCAGCUCCACCUGAAACGAAAAGGAAAAGAGUCUCUCUCCAUCACAGAGCUUGAUGGAAAUUGUUCAACAAGUGUGGAAAACAGGAAUCUACCCUUGCAGGAAAAAGAGUCAAGCCGUCAAAAGAGUCAAGUCAAACCCAAAACCUUUGGCUGCUCUUAUGCCACUGUAGUGAAAGGAAAGAAACACAUCAAGAACGAUAUGAUGUCCUACAAGUUGCCUGCUGUUCUGGAAUGCCAUGGUCGAGAGGAUAGGAUUCAGAAUGAUUACAGAGAUGACAGUAGCUCUUCAGAAACAGGAUCUUCAGCUGAAGUUUUUGUACUUUUUUCUUCUUGAGUAUCCUUGGAAGUGAUAGGGAAGAGAUGACAGUUGACUCUUUUGUUGAAGUGGGUGGAAAAAUUGAGAUGAAAGACUUCUAGCAGGGAAAAAAGGUGUUGUGAAGGUAGUUGGCGACAAUGUGUGUGGUGGUGGACAAGAAAGGAAAAGUGCCCUCUUCUUUGAUGUUGAGUGUUUUGCUGUAGCCGAAAGCCAACAUUGUUGUUUUGACAAGGAAGCCAAGAUCUGUAGAUGGAAUGAGCCCAACCCAAACGAUGUGCAGGAACUGCUAUGGAGGUGCUAUGGAGGAUGACUCGUUUUUUCUGGAGACUGUUGUGCAAUAUAUCCCAAAACACAUGGCAUUUGGCUUGCUGAAGUCCUGUGACACAAACUAUUGGCUUAGACAUCAAGUACCAUCGAGUGUUGCCAAGAAUGUUGAUCAGUUUCUUGUCUUGCAAGAUGGUAACAGACUUUACAGAGCUGCGUCAUUGGCUAAAUUCAAAAUAUCAGAUUUUUUGCCAACUUUGCGCAUCUUGUCAAUGAAGUAUGGCAUAGAGAAAUUUGAGCAGGUUAUGAAGCAGGUGAUGUACUGUCAUCAUGUGUUUUGUGCCGUCUAUUUCACAUAAUUAUUUGUACAUAUGGGUUCACUACUUAACAGUAUUACAUGGUUGUGAUAGUCAUUGCCUCCUCGAUUAUUUGUUACCUGAAUUUGUUUCAAAGUAAACUUUAACCUUGAGUAAACUGUGUGCAAACAAUUUCAGAUAAAUGACGUUGGCAGAUAAGAAUUCUCUGCAAGGCAGUGGCGUGAAGAUAUUGAGAAAUGAUUAAAACCCCAGAUUCUGCUUACCACAUUGCCUAACUAUGAAUGCAGUAAGUUUUAUAUUUAUAAAUUUUCUAUGGCAAGGUCAGUCACGUGAAGAUAUUGAGAAACGAUUAAAACCCCAGAUUCUGCUUACCACAUUGCCUAACUAUGAAUGCACCCCUCUACACUUCUACUGUCAAUCCCGAUGGGUGCCACGAUCAACUGCUAGUCUCCAGCAAGAAAUAGAAAUUUCCAACUAAAGCAGAAGAAUAGCAUGGGUAAGAUCAACAUUCUUUUGGGCUGUGGACUGAAAUGGACAGGUCACAGGCAGGGUGUACCCAUUCCUCCAUCAUAGCUGUGAUGAGAAUCUUCUUGACAGAUGUGAUGCUGGAAUGUACUGCCGAAAACAGGAAACAGCAAGGCUUGUCAAGUGCAAAUAUUGCCUCCAGAACUACAGUCCCCUUGAUAAAAAGGAACUAUAACCAGGCAAUCAAAACUGUACCUGUGGCUGUCAUAUUUCACACGCAGACCUUUCCAUUGUUGACAGAUAUAGCUCAAAAGAUAAAGUCCAGCCUCUACUGGAAUCAUACUUUGCUGGAAUCAAGCGCCAUGUUGCCAAUGUUCUGAAAUUUCACUUGGAACCAGCAUCUAAUAGAGGAAUGAAAAUUCAUCAAAAUACCUGCUUGUUGGAAACGCCCCUGCAGAACCAGCAAGGAGCAAAGAAAAAAUGUCAGCAAAGGCUCAGAUAACAGCGAGUUGUUAAUGAGAGUUCUAGGCAGCAUAAGCGAGUACAUUGCAAAAGGAAGCCAAAUGAAGGAGCUAAAGAGGAUGAUCUGUUUGGGCACAGCGUUCGAAAGCAGCUCAAAGGUCUAAAUGACUGUCAAAAAGUCUUGCAAAACUGAAGAUUCAGCAGAUUCUGUAUGAAAUUAAGUGGAACCAACCAACAAUUGAAUAGAAAUGUUGAUAACUUUAAACAUUGACACAAUUGAAAUAAAAUUGUCUUUUUACAUCACAUAAGUUUUUAAGUCAUAUUUUGGUCUCUCUUUGAUUUUUAUCUCAGUAGCUUUAAAUGUCAAAAUUCAUAUACUGUGUCCACAAAUAAUUUAAUUUAAAAGAUCUAUUCCUUGUAUUAGAAAUAACUCCUGUUUUAUUGAGAAAGCAGUUAGAGGCUGCAUAAAUACGAUAGGCAAAAACAUCUUAUAUAAGCCUAUGUGUUAGCAUUAUGUAUAUGCAGUUUCAACUGGGCAAAAAGCUGCAAUUAAUACGAUAGUGGCUUUAUCAUCAAGAGUUGUAAAUUCUUCUGUAGCUCAAACAAGAUUCAUUGUUUAUUAAUGGAACUUAAAAAUUAAAUUCCAAAAGUAUUUUUUCUCCAUUCUAAAGAGGUUUUGUGACCAAAAGAUGUAAGUCCUCAAUCUACCACAAAUGGCAAAAUUUUCAUGCUAAAUCAAGGAAAAUCUUGAAAACGGCUAAGAUUCACAUACCAAAAUAUACCCUUUAUGUAAUGUAUAGGUAAAGCCCUAUCAGAAUAAUUAUAUUUCACAUUGUAAAAAUAAGCCCUUUAUUAAAAAACAUGAGAACAAACUUUGACCAUUUCUUAUUAAAAUCAUAAUAUGGUUAUGCAAUCUAUAUUGAUAUGAAACCGAAAUGUGCACUGGGAAAUUUUUCUGAGGACAAAAUGCUGCUAUUAUUAUAAACUGAUGAUAACAUUAGGUAUGAACUCUUCAUUUCAUCCCUAGAUAUUAAGAUAGUUGCCCAAAAAAAUCCUAAAUUUAUGCUAAAAGAGGCCUGGAACAGACUUCAUGGCCUCCAUUUUAUGCAAAACAUCCCAAUAUUGUAAAAUUUAACUUCACUUUGUGUGACUAUACUAGGCUGUGUGACUAUAUCCAAUAUCUAGCCCUUAAAAGGGCUGUAUCUAAUGAGUGUCAUAAGUUGUUUCACUAUAUACUAUUUGUUACUGUUUUCUGAUACCAUACACUU